AUGGUACUCGCCCAGUAUUUCAAGAAGGCCGUGGCCUGGAUCGCUCCUCCUCCGAAGAAAUCGGAAGAUGGACGUGAUCAAUGGCCCUCUCGAGCAGCCUUCCUGCUGGCGGCAAUGGGAGGCUGCGCCGGCCAGGGAAAUCUACUUCGAUACCCCUCGGUGGUCUACAACAACUAUGGACUACAAUGGUUUAUCCCCUACCUAUUGGCCGUAUUCGCCAUCGCCAUUCCGGCCCUUAUUCUCGAGAUUGCGAUUGGACAAGCCUAUCGCGGCGGGACGGUGAUCGCGUUCAAUAAUGUCAACCAUCGGUUGAAAGGCGUUGGCAUGGGUCCAAUCUUGAUCAGUUUUGUCGUCGUGCAAUACUUCACGGUCAACUUGGCAUGGAUCAUGAACUAUUUCCGCAAUUCCUUCCGGAGCCCACUGCCGUGGGAGGGCAGGAUUGAGGAAUUCUACAUGGGCGAUGUCGUCGCUAAUAUUGAUCCGGUCGUGGGCAAUCUCACUAAUGGCAAUGGUGCCGUUGCCCACUAUACCGUGUACCCCGGUGUUGCCUUGAUCGGAGAGACGGUCGGCUGGAGUGCCUUUAUCUGGUUUCUCAUAUGGAUUUCCAUCUUCCGUGGAGUGGGCCUCACAGGCCGUGUCGUCUAUUGGACGAUGGGUCUGCCGAUUGUCACCACCAUUAUAAUCGUAGGUCGCUCUUGUUCACUGGAAAAUGCGGGCGAGGGUAUCCGACUCUUAUGGGCGACAUGGAGAAGCGACCAACUAGCCUCGGGAACUGUCUGGCAAACCGCUGUCGGACAGGUCUUCUUUUCCACGGGCAUUGGUUUCGGUUAUUUCACUUCCUAUGCUUCUUACAACUCCAAACACUCCAAUGCUGUCAUGGACGCAGUUCUCAUCUGUGGAAGCAACGUCCUGUUUGAGAACUUUGCUGCCUUUGCCGUGUUCGGUGUGGUAGGUUACCUCCGACGUUGGCCACAGGAUGGCGAGAGGUUGGGUGCAUUCGUGGUCGGUUUCCUAACGCUCCCCGAGGCUGUGCUUCACAUGCCUGGUGCAAAUUGGUGGGCUAUUCUCUUAUUCUUUACCUUGGUGGUUCUCGGGUUUAGCUCGGCAUUUGUGAUGCUCGACGCGGUGGCUACGUUGGCGGUGGAUUCCGGUGUGAAGAUGUCACGGCCGAUGAUUGUGACUGGCCUCACAAUAAUGUCAUUCCUUAUGUGUUUGCCAUACUGCACCCAGUUUGGAUUCUACCUUCUUGAUGGAAUCGACCGAUGGAUUAACAAUGUGGCCUUGAUCUUUGUUGUGUGGUCUGAACUCGUUGGUGCAACCACAGUGUAUCGCUGGCACGACGUAGUCGGCCAGACAGGGCUGCCUGCUUUUGUUGUGUACAAUUUUGGAUACUUUGGUGGCCAGAUUGUCGGAGUUAGCGUCGCACACGGUAUCUCGAAUCCGUCAGCUGGCGCCGGCGCCGGGUUUGGGUUGUAUAUCGUCUGCUCGAUUAUUUCCGUCCUCAUCGCCACAACCCCGGAUAUCAAAGCCGCCAGCUUCUGGGGGAGGAGCCCUCUUCUCAGUCGAUUUUGGUAUAUAGCAUUCUACUCUGGUAAUCAAUUAAGGCGCGACCUGAACGGCGUCGUCGGCGGCAAUGGAAACUGGAACAUCCCUCGUUUCUGGCCCAUUCUACUCCGGUACGUCAGCGCGCCUAUUCUAGCCAUUGUGUUCAGCUUCGCGUAUCCUGAAUUCUAUACCCUGCGAUACGACCCAAUGAUGAUCGCCGGUUUUAUUUUGGCGCACUUUUGUUUGCUCUUGAUUCUGCUCGGUGUGGUGUUCCCACGAUACUACGACAUUUUCAUUCCAUCCCACCGGAGAGCAGAGGGUACUGAAGUGACGACCGCCAAUCAACCCAAAGAACAGGACUCUGAAUCUGGCAUGCCAGAGUCGAUUUUGAGCCAUAAGAGCUCUGAUGGGAUAGAUACUGGACCUUCUACGGCGGUACCAAAGCUAUAG
Molecule: messenger RNA, 1995 nt
Organism: Penicillium expansum
Lineage: Eukaryota; Fungi; Ascomycota; Eurotiomycetes; Eurotiales; Aspergillaceae
Product: sodium:neurotransmitter symporter family protein
Exons: 2
Coding region: 1-1995 (664 amino acids)
Biological process (GO): sodium ion transmembrane transport
Cellular component (GO): membrane
Source: RefSeq, a predicted model, not a curated record